AUGUACCGAGGGGCCGCGGUGAACCUGACGCUCGUCACGCCGGAGAAAGCCAUCAAGCUCGCCGCCAACGACUUCUUCCAACACCACCUGGCCAAGGAUGGGAAGAAGCUGACGCUGCUGAAGGAGAUGUUGGCCGGUUGUGGCGCGGGCACGUGCCAGGUCAUCGUCACAACCCCCAUGGAGAUGCUGAAGAUCCAGCUGCAGGACGCCGGACGCAUCGCGGCCCAGAAGAAACUUCUGGCGGCCCAGGCUCCGACGGCGACGGCGGCGGUGGAGACGAGGCCCACGGCCACGCAGCUGACCCGGGAGCUGCUCCGGAGUCGGGGCGUCGCGGGGCUCUACAAGGGCCUGGGGGCCACGCUGCUGAGGGACGUGCCCUUCUCCAUCGUUUAUUUCCCCCUGUUUGCCAACUUGAACCAACUGGGCCAGUCCGGCCCCGAGGGCAAAUCCCCCUUCUACGUGUCCUUCCUGUCGGGCUGUGUGGCCGGGAGCGCAGCCGCCGUGGCCGUGAACCCCUGCGAUGUGGUGAAGACCCGCUUGCAGUCCCUGCAGAGAGGUGUGAACGAAGACACAUACUCAGGCAUCUUGGACUGUGCCAGAUGA
Molecule: messenger RNA, 603 nt
Organism: Tachyglossus aculeatus (Australian echidna)
Lineage: Eukaryota; Metazoa; Chordata; Mammalia; Monotremata; Tachyglossidae
Product: mitochondrial glutamate carrier 1-like
Exons: 1
Coding region: 1-603 (200 amino acids)
Biological process (GO): malate-aspartate shuttle; aspartate transmembrane transport; L-glutamate transmembrane transport
Molecular function (GO): L-aspartate transmembrane transporter activity; L-glutamate transmembrane transporter activity
Source: RefSeq, a predicted model, not a curated record